CUCAUUCACUCACACUCCCAUGUAUGAAUACACGAAUCCCACUCCAUCCACCUCCCACACAUCCAUUCUAUGUACUUACAUACAUAUCACCUCCUCCUGCCCUGCUGCGCAUCCCUAAUGUCCGCGCCGGUCUUCUUCUCUUACCUCUUAUUUCUUGGCAUCUGCGUGUUUUGACAUCCUUCGGUAACAUAGACAUAGACCUGACCUCGACAUCACGGUCUGAACACCUGCAGCAACACAUUUCACCAUCUCGUCCUCUGCUUCAGAGUUGAUCAGCUCCCCUCGCCCUCGGUCCCGCCCUCUGGAACUCGUCUUAUAUACCGCCAUCGCCUGACCAGCUUCAACAAUACCCAAAAAAAUCCGCCCACUCUCUGUUUUUGACCGACUUCAGAAAUCGAAAGGAUUAUUCUACGCUUUCUCUCGUUUAUCCCAGUCGCUUGCUAUCACUCACCGAACUUGACUUGAGGCAGUCAACAAACGAAUUACCCUCAUCGGCCUCUCUGGCUCCUGUCAUAUCCACCUUCACCUCCUUCCUGCCUCGCAUCGGCCACCUCCCGAAGACAACUUCUUGGCAUUACGAGGCCUCCAGAAAACUCGACAAGCAGCAGCAUCCCACCAUUUUUGGAACUUGGGGAUUCUUGUUUGCCAUCAUUGUUACCGACUAAUCACCCAUCAUUCUGGAUCUCGAUUUCAAGAAUCCCACUCAAGUCACAACACAACGCAAUUAGCCAAGAUGCGCUUCAACCUUACUUUUCCCCUUGCCGUGCUAGGCCUCACAUCAACUGUUCUUGCGGCACCUCAAGCAGCUAGAGAUGUCAGCCAAUCCUCACCGCCGGUCAUCGAAAAGCGCGAGGACACCAAGUACUUCCACGAGCCCUGCUGUGGCGAAGAGCUUGGCCACUACGAUAUCCGUUAUUUCAAGCAAGCUGUGGGCUACGACGACCACCGUGUUGUUCUCCGCAACCUCGUCCGCUCCUAUCUGACCAUUACCAAGAAGCUCAAGGUUGAGACAUGGCUCGCCCACGGCACGCUUCUGGGUUGGUGGUGGAACGGCAAGAUCAUGCCCUGGGAUUACGACCUCGAUGUUCAGGUCUCGACGGCGACUCUGUAUUGGAUGGGCCAGAACCUGAACCGCACCGAGCACGACUUCGACUGGACCGACAAGGAUGGCAACGCCAGAAAAGAACGCUACCUGCUCGACGUCAACCCCCACGGCACUGACAAGGACCGCGGCGACGGCCAGAACAUCAUUGACGCCCGCUGGAUCAACAUGGCCAACGGUGCCUUUAUCGAUAUUACUGGCCUCGCCGAGCGCGACCCUUCCGGAAUGCCUGGUGUCUGGAGUUGUAAGAACUACCACCGCUACCGCACCACCGACCUUUUCCCCAUGCGCGAGACCGAGUUCGAGGGUGUUCCCGCCACCAUUCCCUACAGCUUUGAGCGCAUUCUUUCCGAAGAGUACGGUACCAAGAGCUUGGUGACUACCGAAUGGCAAGGACACAAGUGGGAGCCGGAGCAAAAGGAGUGGCUCAAGACACAGCAAUAGCUGAAGGCGGUUUUCUUCCACUGAUUACAAAAUCUGCAUGAUUGGAGCGUGGAUCAGUUCAAGCUCAGGCUUUCCCAAGCCGCUACACGACUCCUUUUCUUUUCUUCUUCCGUUUUGUUCCAUUUUGAAGCAGAAAAACAUGGGCAUUUGGGCGACAGCAAUUGGCGUCGCCGUACGCCUACAUGCAUUGGCGGCGUUUCCGGACAUGGCAUAGGCAUGGCAUCAAGGCGUUCUAGGAAUGGGAUAUCAUACCGGGAGGACACUCGGACGAGGUCUCUCUCUCUUUUUGUUCUUUUCUUUUCACAGCAUUCAUGAAGAAGGCGGCAUUUUGUACGAGUAACAGCAUGG
Messenger RNA from Colletotrichum scovillei, 1894 nucleotides. RefSeq lists its product as uncharacterized. The coding region runs from base 734 to 1546 and encodes 270 amino acids. The transcript has 2 exons. Lineage: Eukaryota; Fungi; Ascomycota; Sordariomycetes; Glomerellales; Glomerellaceae. The record is from RefSeq and is a predicted model, not a curated record.